AUGCCGGAUCACGGCCAUGUCUACUACAGCGACGAGCUGAACAUUUCCGACGCCGUGUUCCCCCUUCAAACCACUCAAACCACUCGCGUGAUGCACCUGCUCGAAGACCUGCAUUUCUUCAAGUCGCAAAAGAUCGCCUCCAACCUGGACUCCAAUGCCCACGCCUACUUCACCAUGAACAUCGAGCGCAUCGCCUGGCUCAUCGCCCAAAACUCCUUCUGCGCCGAGUACGAUUCCGACAAGCACGAGGCUGAGUUGAACGCGCACUUCGACGCCAUCUACCACAAAGCUCUCCACUGCCCUCUCUUUCAUCCUCGCCCGGAGACGACAGUCCAGCAUCAAUCAUUCCAGCCCUUUCCCCCGCCGCUACCGCCAUCACCAGCCGUCGACCCUCCUUACACCCCUCCGGACCUGAAGCGUGCUCAGGACAACGACAGCGACACCCCUCCGCAGCCGCCGCCAGUCCCAAAACGCUCUUGUCGUCGCAUCCGCACCGACAUGCCGUACGUCUUCGAUCGAUCCGACGACGACGUUUUCUGGAGGAUGCUCAACGUCGGCGACGCCGGCAACACCGCUGAGCCCAACGAGCCCUCUAUCGUCCUACCCAUCCCUAAUGCCUCUCUCGCCACCCCUGGUUUCAUCACGCCCGUCUCUGACGCCGUCCACGACUCCGACUCCGACACCAUCUGGUCGCCCGCCGCCAUCUACCGCGCCAACGACAUGCUCCUCCGCGCCCUCUUCCCCGAACAAUUCACCGACAUUCCCCUCCCCCCGCACCCAUCUCCAUCUCCAUCUCCAAACCCCUCAACGACCAGCCUUCCUAGCAUCUUCAAAGUCGACGGCUCAACUUCUCCGGCCUUCCCUCUCAACCAGCCUACAUCUACUAUCAACGCUGCAGCUACGGACGAUGAGGAGGUGGAGACGGAGCAUACGAGCGCCGCUCCGCCGUGGGAUGGGGACUGGGAGGGCGAUUGGACUUCUUUCUUUGAAGAGGCGUUCUUCCGUGUUUGA
Zymoseptoria tritici IPO323 is the source of this 1011-nucleotide messenger RNA. RefSeq lists its product as uncharacterized. The record is from RefSeq and is a predicted model, not a curated record. Bases 1 to 1011 code for a protein of 336 amino acids. The transcript has a single exon. NCBI's taxonomy places the organism in Eukaryota, Fungi, Ascomycota, Dothideomycetes, Mycosphaerellales, Mycosphaerellaceae.